Messenger RNA from Hemicordylus capensis (graceful crag lizard), 8016 nucleotides. RefSeq names its product dedicator of cytokinesis 9 (gene DOCK9). The record is from RefSeq and is a predicted model, not a curated record. The transcript has 55 exons. Gene Ontology annotation, biological process: positive regulation of GTPase activity; small GTPase-mediated signal transduction. Bases 16 to 6141 code for a protein of 2041 amino acids. Lineage: Eukaryota; Metazoa; Chordata; Lepidosauria; Squamata; Cordylidae. Gene Ontology annotation, molecular function: guanyl-nucleotide exchange factor activity.
GGGUUUCACAUAACAAUGAAGGCAAAACCAAAGCUGAUUGAGCCAAUAGACUAUGAGAAUGUCAUUGUUCAGAAAAAAACACAAAUACUCAAUGAUGCCUUGCGUGAGAUGCUGCUUUUCCCCUAUGAUGACUUCCAGACAGCGAUAUUGAAACGAGAGUGUCACUAUAUAUGCUCUACAAUUCCUGUUAAUGCAGAGAAAGAAGCUCGCAGCUUAUUUGUGACAGAGUGCAUUAAAACAUACAGCUCUGACUGGCAUGUUGUUAAUUAUAAAUAUGAAGACUACUCAGGAGAUUUUCGGCAGCUUUCAAACAAAGGAACCAGAUUAGAAAAACUUCCAGUUCAUGUGUAUGAAGUUGAUGAAGAAGCAGAUAAGGAUGAGGAUGCAGCAUCUCUAGGAUCUCAGAAAGGGGGAAUUACAAAGCAAGGAUGGCUGUACAAAGGCAACAUGAACAGCGCUAUCAGUGUUACUAUGAGGUCAUUCAAAAGAAGAUUUUUCCACCUACUCCAACUUGGCGAUGGAUCAUAUAAUCUCAAUUUCUACAAAGAUGAGAAAAUAUCUAAAGAACCAAAGGGGUCAAUCUUUCUGGAUUCCUGCAUGGGAGUGGUCCAGAACAACAAAGUCAGGCGUUAUGCUUUUGAGCUCAAGAUGCAAGACAAGAGUAGCUAUCUCCUGGCAGCAGACAGUGAAAUUGAAAUGGAAGAAUGGAUAACAACUCUAAACAAAAUUCUCCAGUUAAAUUUUGAAGUUCUAAUGCAAGAAAAAAGAAACGGAGACCAUCAUGAUGAUGAUGACCAAAGCAAGAUGGAUAGUUCCUCCUCCAGUAUAGAUAGCUAUCUUCCUGAAAUUGCCAAGGGUUACAGAGAUUCUGAGAUCAAAUUCAAAAGUGAAAGCAGGGUUAAACUCUUUGCCUUGGAUCCAGAUACACAGAAACUUGAUUUUUCUGGUAUCGAGCCAGAAGUAAAGCCAUUUGAAGAAAAGUUUGGGAAGAAAAUCCUGGUGAAGUGCAAUGAUUUAUCUUUCAAUCUGCAAAGCUGUGUGGCUGAAAAUGAAGAAGGACCAACAACAAAUGUAGAGCCAUUUUUCAUCUCACUGUCACUAUUUGACAUUAAAGAAAACCGGAAGAUUUCAUCAGACUUCCAUGUGGACUUGAACCACAGCACAGUGAGACAAAUGAUACCUAAUGCAUCACAGCAGUUGUUGAAUGGCAGCAGUGAUUGCUUACAUCAGAUUCAAGUUCUUAUUCCAGAGAUUAUGUUGCAGUAUCCAAAACAGGGAAUCUUCUCCGUAAUGUGUCCACAUGCUGAUAUUUUUCUGGUGGCUAGAAUAGAAAAAGUCCUUCAGGGGAGCAUUACUCACUGUGCUGAGCCAUAUAUGAAAAGUUCUGAUUCUUCUAAGGUUGCUCAGAAGGUUCUGAAAAAUGCUAAGCAGGCAUGCCAGCGACUAGGACAGUACAGAAUGCCAUUUGCUUGGGCAGCUAGGUCACUAUUUAAGGGCAAGUGUGGAACACUGGAUAAAAAUGCAAGAUUUUCACCACUCUACAAACAAGAUAGUAAUAAACUCUCAAAUGAAGACAUGCUUAAAUUGUUGGCUGAUUUCAGAAAACCUGAAAAGAUGGCCAAGUUACCCGUUAUUUUAGGAAACCUAGACAUAACGAUUGAUGAUGUUUCUCCAGAUAUUCCAAAUUUUGUUAACUCAUCAUACAUUCCCAUGAAACAGUUUGAAAACAGUAUCAAGACAGUAUUAACGUUUGAAGUAGAGGAGUUUGUUCCCUGUAUACCAGAACAUACUCAGCCUUUCACCAUCUACAACAAUCACCUUUAUGUUUAUCCAAAGCACUUGAAAUAUGACAGUCAAAAGUCAUUUGCAAAGGCAAGAAAUAUUGCAGUGUGCAUAGAGUUUAAGGAUUCGGAUGAUGAAGAUUGUCUCCCUCUAAAGUGUAUCUACGGCAGACCAGGUGGACCAAUAUUUACAAGACAAGCAUUUGCUACUGUUCUGCAUCACCACCAAAACCCAGAGUUUUAUGAUGAGGUAAAAAUAGAGUUGCCCACACAGCUACAUGAAAAACACCAUUUGUUGUUUACCUUCUACCAUGUCAGCUGCGAUAAUUCAAGCAAAGGGACUACCAAGAAGAAAGAUAUCAUUGAAACACAAGUGGGGUAUUCUUGGCUUCAACUUUUAAAAGAUGGCAGAGUUGUGACAAAUGAACAACAUAUCCCAGUAUCUGCUAAUCUUCCAUCUGGAUAUCUCAACAAUCAAGAACCUGGCAUGGGCAAACAUUCUAGUCCCGAAAUUAAAUGGGUAGAUGGAGGCAAGCCACUACUAAAGAUUUCCACACAUCUAGUUUCCACUGUAUAUACACAGGACCAACAUUUAAACAAUUUCUUCCAUUACUGUCAAAAAACUGAGUCUGGAGCUCAAGCCAUAGCAGCUGACCUUGUCAAGUAUCUUAAGAGUCUUCAUGCUAUGGAAGGCCAUGUAAUGAUAGCUUUUCUGCCUACUAUUUUAAACCAGUUGUUUCGAGUCCUUACUAGAGCAACUCAGGAAGAAGUUGCAGUGAAUGUAACAAGGGUCAUCAUUCAUGUAGUUGCCCAGUGCCAUGAUGGAGGGCUGGAGAGCUACUUGAGGUCCUAUGUCAAGUAUGCUUACAAAGCAGAGCCUUAUAUUGCUUCUGAAUAUAAGACCGUACAUGAAGAACUUGCCAAAUCUAUGACAACCAUCUUGAAACCAUCUGCUGACUUCCUUACAAGCAACAAGUUGCUUAAGUACUCCGGGUUUUUCUUUGAAAUUCUCAUCAAAUCAAUGGCCCAGCAUCUGAUAGAAAAUGCUAAAAUAAAGUUGUUACGAAAUCAGAGAUUUCCUGCUUCUUACCACCAUGCUGUAGAAACCGUUGUCAACAUGCUGAUGCCACACAUUACUCAAAAAUAUAAAGAUAACUCAGAAGCUUCAAAGAAUGCAAACCAUAGCCUUGCUGUCUUCAUAAAAAGAUGUUUCACCUUUAUGGACAGAGGAUUUGUGUUCAAGCAAAUUAAUAACUAUAUCAGCUUCUUUGCUCCCGGAGACCCAAAGACCCUUUUUGAGUUCAAAUUUGAAUUUCUUCGAGUAGUGUGUAAUCAUGAGCACUAUAUUCCUUUGAAUCUUCCUAUGCCGUUUGGAAAAGGCAGAAUCCAGAGAUACCAAGCUUUUCUUUCACCAACAGUGGAGUCCUAUGACACUCAUAUAGAUCUUCAGCUUGACUAUUCCUUGUCAGAUGAGUUCUGCAAGCAUCACUUCUUGGUAGGACUGCUCCUCAGAGAGGUGGGAAAUGCAUUACAAGAGUUCAGAGACAUUCGUCAAAUUGCCAUCAGUGUUCUGAAGAAUUUGAUGAUAAAGCAUUCUUUUGAUGAAAGAUACACUUCUAGGAGCCAUCAAGCAAGAAUAGCUACAUUGUACCUGCCCACAUUUGGACUACUAAUAGAAAAUGCCCAUCGAAUUGAUGUCAAAGAUGUUUCACCUUUCCCCAUUCAUGCUUCCAGUACUAACACGAAAGAUGAGUCACUUAGCUUACCAGCUGCAAAUCCACUGGUGACUCCCCAAAAAUCUGUGAAUACGCUUGAUAACAACCUCCACAAAGACUUGUUUGGUGCUAUAUCAGGCAUUGCAUCCCCAUAUACCUCUUCCACUCCAAACAUUAAUUGUGUGAAAAAUGCAGACUCAAGAGGCUCUCUUAUAAGUACAGACUCAGGAAACAGUCUUCCAGAAAGGCACAGUGAAAAGAGCAAUUCUCUUGACAAGAACCAACAAACUUCAGGAAGUAAUGUAGUCCGAUGCGACAAACUUGAUCAAUCUGAAAUCAAGAGUCUACUGAUGUGUUUCCUUCAUAUAUUAAAAAGCAUGUCAGAUGAUGCUCUGUUCACAUAUUGGAACAAGGCUUCAACAUCUGAACUCAUGGAUUUUUUCACAAUUGCAGAAGUGUGCUUACAUCAAUUUCAGUAUAUGGGAAAACGGUAUAUUGCCAGGAACCAGGAGGGGUUGGGAUCCAUAGUUCAUGAUCGAAAAUCUCAGACAUUGCCUGUUUCCCGUAACAGAACAGGGAUGAUGCAUGCCAGAUUACAACAGCUGAGCAGCCUGGAUAACUCUCUCACAUUUAGUCACAGCUAUGGCCAUUCAGAAGCAGAUGUCCUUCACCAGUCUUUACUUGAAGCCAACAUUGCAACUGAAGUUUGCCUUACAGUUCUGGAUACUUUAUCUUUAUUCACAAUGGCAUUUAAGAAUCAAUUACUGACGGAUCAUGGGCAUAAUCCGCUAAUGAAAAAGGUAUUUGGUGUAUACCUUUGCUUUCUGAAAAAAAACCAGUCGGAAACAUCAUUAAAAAGCGUCUUCAAUGCUUUAAGAUCACUAAUUUAUAAGUUUCCGUCUACAUUUUAUGAAGGGAGAGCUGACAUGUGUUCUGCACUGUGCUAUGAAAUUUUGAAGUGCUGCAACUCCAAACUGAGUUCUGUUCGAACUGAAGCUUCACAACUCCUUUAUUUCUUGAUGAGGAAUAAUUUUGAUUAUACAGGAAAGAGGUCAUUUGUAAGGACGCACUUACAGGUUAUCAUUUCUGUGAGUCAGUUGAUUGCAGAUGUUGUUGGAAUUGGAGGAACCAGAUUUCAGCAGUCUCUUUCCAUCAUUAAUAAUUGUGCUAACAGUGACAGACUUACCAAGCACACUACAUUCCCUUCUGAUGUAAAGGAUUUGACAAAACGCAUUCGUACAGUCCUGAUGGCUACAGCACAAAUGAAGGAGCAUGAAAAUGAUCCAGAAAUGCUUGUGGAUCUACAGUACAGUUUGGCAAAGUCUUAUGCCAGCACACCUGAACUCAGGAAGACAUGGCUGGAUAGUAUGGCAAGAAUUCAUGUUAAAAAUGGAGAUCUUUCAGAGGCAGCCAUGUGCUACGUACAUGUAACAGCUCUGGUGGCAGAAUAUCUUCUGCGAAAAGGAAUGUUUAAGCAAGGCUGUAUAAGCUUCAGAGUAAUCACUCCAAAUAUAGAUGAAGAGGCUUCAAUGAUGGAAGAUGUGGGGAUGCAGGAUGUUCACUUUAAUGAAGAUGUACUUAUGGAAUUGUUAGAACAAUGUGCAGAUGGGCUAUGGAAGGCUGAACGUUAUGAACUGAUUGCUGACAUCUAUAAGCUUAUCAUUCCAAUCUAUGAAAAGCGGAGAGAUUUUGAGAAACUAGCUCAUCUGUAUGACACACUGCAUCGAGCGUACAGCAAAGUCACGGAGGUUAUGCAUACAGGAAAGAGAUUGCUGGGUACAUAUUUCAGAGUUGCAUUUUUUGGACAGCAAUACCAGUUUACAGACAGUGAAACAGAUGUGGAGGGGUUUUUUGAAGAUGAAGAUGGAAAGGAAUAUAUUUACAAAGAGCCUAAACUCACACCUCUUUCAGAAAUUUCUCAGAGGCUGCAAAAACUCUACUCAGACAAAUUUGGAUCGGAAAAUGUCAGGAUGAUCCAGGAUUCUGGCAAAGUAAAUCCUAAGGAUUUGGAUUCAAAAUAUGCCUAUAUUCAAGUUACACAUGUAGUUCCAUACUUUGAGGAAAAGGAAUUGCAGGAGAGAAAAACUGAAUUUGAAAGAAAUCACAACAUCCGUCGCUUUAUGUUUGAGAUGCCUUUCACUCAGUUGGGUAAAAGACGAGGUGGAGUGGAGGAGCAAUGUAAAAGGCGCACCAUUCUUACAGCUAUACAUUGUUUUCCCUAUGUAAAGAAACGAAUUCCCAUAAUGUAUCAGCAUCAUACUGAUCUAAACCCAAUUGAAGUUGCCAUUGAUGAAAUGAGUAAGAAAGUUGCAGAACUCCGGCAGCUUUGUUCAUCAGCUGAAGUAGAUAUGAUCAAACUUCAGUUAAAGCUACAGGGUAGUGUCAGUGUCCAGGUUAAUGUUGGGCCACUAGCUUAUGCAAGAGCUUUCCUAGAUGACACAAACACCAAAAGAUAUCCGGACAAUAAAGUAAAGCUACUGAAAGAGGUUUUCAGACAAUUUGUUGAAGCUUGUGGGCAAGCCCUAGAAGUAAAUGAACGCCUUAUAAAAGAAGAUCAGCUAGAAUAUCAAGAAGAAAUGAAGGCUAACUACAGAGAAAUGGCAAAAGAACUCUCUGAGAUUAUGCAUGAACAACUGGGAUGGUAAUACCUUUUAGUUCCUUUUUCAAGUUUUGUAUUGCCUUUUAUACCCAUGGUACAAGAUAAAAUGUUGCUUUUUUAUUUGUAGUACAGAACUGAGGGCAGACUUAGUCCUGCUUCCUUCCUUUGCUCUGAUAGGCUCAAUGAUUGCUCAUUUUGCAUGUCAUAUUCUUGUGUAACUGAAUUCUCAUCAGUCAAAUGAGAAUAUUUUUGCUACACUCAUAAAACAGAGCAAUGAGGCUUUUAGUAGAAAAAAGAGAACCUGCAUUCUCGAGGAGAAUUCUUGGAAAAGAGCCCUACAUCUCAAUACAACAGUGAAUUUUGAGUUCACAAUCAUUCUGCUACACUAUUUCAUACGUAUAAUCCUGUGACUAGUGCUGAAAAAUUGAUAUUGAUCUCCUAAGGUCACCUGAACUGACCUGUUUUCAAAUGUUUUGUUGUUUGAUACUUCCAUCUUACCCUAAUCACAAUUAGAGGUAUUCUCCACUUAAAACAAUAGGAGCCUGCAUCAAGAUAAAUGUAUUUAGGCCUUUUUCCUAAUUUUUUCCAAGAAUGAUUUGCUGCUCUAACCUAACUAAACUUAGGUCUCUGUCUAGUAGCCCUUUUCUCAUUUUGACUAGUGUCCAAAGCAUAAACCCAUGGAAGUCUCAGAAUUCUGAUAAGCCUCCUUCUCCUCUCAUCCCAAGUAUGUGUACGACAUUUUCCUUUUUAUCUUUAAGAUUGCUGCUUUUGAAGAAAAGGCCAGUGUCAUGCCUAACUCGCUACGUAUUUUCAACGCCAUCAGCGGGACACCAACAAGCACAACUGUUCAUGGGAUGCCCAGCUCUUCUUCAGUUGCAUAAGCAUUUUGUAAAUGAAAAUACCUUUAACCUGGAAUACAUAUGGAUUUUGUAUCACUUGCAAACUCAGGAUGAAAUCCAAAGUUGACAGAGGACUGUGCUACAGACGAAUGCUAAGAACUGAGCAUGUUAAAUCUUUGGGUCAGUCAGGGAUAAAGAAACAGUAGGUGAUAGCAUAAUAAAAUAUAUACUGAUGGUGCACAUAUUUUUUAUAUUCUGCUGGCAAUAGUCUACAUAAAAGUAUUUUGGGGAAUUUACGUGUUGAGAGUUCCCUUCUGUUCUUCCUUCAGUGGUAUUAUAAAAUGAAUGGCACAUUACAGGGAGGUGUUGUGGAAUGUAAGUUUGCAGACCUAAACCAUAAACGUGUUCUUCAAUGUAUGCACAUACACAUUGAUAAAAAGUACAAACACUAUUUUAGGGAUAAAUAGACACUAAUUUGAGGGGUUAAUGGAAGUAGAAUAGUUUUUGUACUGUCCACUGAUGUUUGUGUUCCAUUUUAUACCUUGUUGACAUUUUGGAGAGUAUCUGAGCUGAAAAUGAAUCAAGCAAAUUAGUCCAACCAAAGGUCACCAUGUGAUACUAAUAAACUCUGUAGUAGGCAAGAUAUGUACAUAUUUGUUUACUGAUCAUAAAGUCUGUACAUAACUGUAUUGCAUUUCUAAACAUUUUUAAUACUCAUACCAGCUUUCAUCCUUCUACAACUGUGAGAAAUUCAUGUUCAUUCAAAGUAUAUGCUCUAUUUUCUUUUACAUUUUGUUGUAUAUAAAUGUGCAAUAUGAGGUUGUAUACAGUUUCUGUUUAUGCACUGUUUUUUAAAAACAGAAUACAUCAUUUUUGCCAAAGUGAUGGAGUAUGUGAGUGGUGAUAACUACUGUGGUAAAUGGUGAUGUAAUUUAAAGCUUUUACUAUAUUGUUUUAAGACAUUAAUUAGUAAUUUUAUAUUUGAGAAAGAUAAAGGGUUUUAAUUUUAUUUAACUGGAACCACUGUCCUGCUGUAAUUAAACAUUAUGCACUACAUCUAUAUUAAAAAAAAGUUUAAUUUC